Molecule: messenger RNA, 750 nt
Organism: Corylus avellana
Lineage: Eukaryota; Viridiplantae; Streptophyta; Magnoliopsida; Fagales; Betulaceae
Product: FKBP-like peptidyl-prolyl cis-trans isomerase family protein
Biological process (GO): rRNA processing
Molecular function (GO): peptidyl-prolyl cis-trans isomerase activity; DNA binding
Source: RefSeq, a predicted model, not a curated record
AGGGUUAAAAAGGGACGUCAGCCUAUUUGGACUCCUUCGGCUGCUAAUAUCUCAAACCUCUCGAACCCGAAAAUCGCUGGUUGCGGCUUUUGAUCCAUUGUGAAGGUUUUCCUGGAAAUGGGGAAGGACUCAAAGGCAAAGGACUCAGGAGCAAAGGGUAAGGGAAAACAGGCAGCGGGUGGAGCUGAUGAGAGUGCAUCAAAGGGUAAAGGGAAAGGUGGGAAAGCAGCAGAUGGGCUUGGUACCUGCACAUAUGUCAAAGCAAGGCAUAUCUUGUGUGAGAAGCAAGGGAAGAUCAAUGAAGCAUACAAGAAGCUGCAGGACGGUUGGCUCAGCAAUGGAGAUAAGGUUCCACCUGCUGAAUUUGCAAAGUUAGCUCAAGAAUAUUCAGAAUGUCCAUCGGGAAAGAAGGGCGGAGAUCUUGGAUGGUUUCCACGAGGUAAGAUGGCUGGGCCAUUUCAGGAGGUUGCCUUUAACACACCUGUUGGAGUUACCAGUGCACCAUUCAAAUCAACACAUGGAUACCACAUCAUCUUAUCUGAAGGAAGAAAGAACUGAUUCCCUGCACUAGAAUUCAGAUGAAUCUGAGAUGCAAAAUAACGUGUAUGUGAUAUGUCUACAUUUGACUCAGUGGCUGGAUGUUACUUUCCUUUAAAGUAAAAUGUUCUCUAAGUCUGUAUUUUGCAGUGCAAGAAAGAUGAUGGUUUUCUCUCUGUAUAUUGGUUUAUGAUCCUAUAUCCUACUUUUCAA